CACAAGGCGGCAAGCAAAGGCUAGUUCAAGAGACAGUGCACUAGGACUAUGUCGAGUAACAGGAAGAAGAGACUGUCGUUGAUCGACUUCUUCGGGAAAUCCUCAGACACAGCGCCCAAAAGCGGCAAGAAACACCAACGCUCCUCUUCAGAUACAUCAAAGAUUUCCGCCAAGAACAAUCCUCACAGGUUGACAUUCCAGAUCCCCGAUGAAUCUAUCGUAUCGAAGGUAGACCUGUCAAAAAUUCCAAAACCACCUGUGCCGGCAAAGAAUAGAUACGCCGGUUUGCAAAACACAAGCAGUUCACAUACAAAUGCCAACUCUAGUUCUAAUAAUAGUAGUCGAGUCAAAAGCUUGCCUGCGACGACAUCAUCUACCAACGGCAUAGCUUUGCAAAAGGAGAACUCUAAGCUACCAGAAACUUCCAGGGAGAAACCGGAGUGGCAACGAUCUAGCCCAUACCAUUCUAACUCACAGCCGUCAGAAAAAAGGCAAGUAAGCAAUUCCAGCCUUUCCUCUUCGAUGUACCCAAACGAACUGAGUCCCAUCACAAGUCUGAGAAACACUAGCAAUUCAACUUUGCCAGAUUUUUCAAGGCAAACCUCUUCCAUAUACCCUGCCUCAACCUUUGCUCAGGAUAGCCCCCAUAAAAAUUAUCUCGAAUCGUCAGGAACAAUAAGUAAACGAACGGAUUUGCUUCGAAAACGGAGGCCGCCUCCGCCAUCGCUGAAAGUCAAGAUAUCAGAUCCAUCCAUGACCCAACCAGAGCUUCAGUCGCCGUCUGACACAAUGAAAGCAUCGGCGGCAGACUCUAAUCAUCUAUCAGAAUAUGAUAGCACCGAUGGAGAAUUUACUCCAUUGAACUUGAUACCGCCCACCUCCAUUCCUGCAGCCAUGAAGAGUGGACAACUAAGUGCCGACAAACUUUUGAAUCCUUCCAAAAAUGUAAUGUUUGUCAACUCAACCACAAGCUAUGAACCUCCAAAUUUUCAUUCCGAGGACUACAAAUAUAAUUCCAAAGACCAAUAUCAAGACAAAAAUGUCCACAAGCAUUCGAGAACAUUGUCGAGUAUUGAGGAAAUUACCAGUGCUCUUGACAGUUUCCAAUUAGAGCAUGAGAAAUCUUUCAUGUCGGAAGGUUCUCAAGGUCGUAUGGAGACAGAAGGAGAUACAGAUGGGGAUGCAGCAGGAGGAACCCUUUCGUUUACUUCUAGUCCAGUAAGUGCCACAGAAAGACCAAUAGCUCUGCACCUUACUCAAGAUUUAGGCAAAUCGAACUUGAAUAAUGAUCUUGCAGCAGAAAACGGCGCCACAGAUGAAAACAAUGGUAUCUUUGUAAAGGUGAAAGACCUGCCUCAUCUACAAAAUGGUGAAACGCUGGACCAAUAUAUAUCUAAACUGAAGACCGCUGCACCAGACUCUUACCUCUCUGCAGAUGAUAACAAUAGUGAGAAAACUCAUUUUCUUGAGCUGGAAAAACCUAAGUCUGUUGGGGGUGGAUCUGAAAAUUCUAGUGCUUCAGAUGUGUUUUUCGACGUUGAUGAGCCUUCCAAAGAUGCCUCGCUUGAUGGAAAUAUACAUCGUGCCACAUUUGAUGAGGAUGUGGGAGAUUCACCUGAACAGCAAGCAUCAGCUGUUAACAAUAUGAGUAUUAGUGGAAAUAAAUAUCAUUCCGGAGAAGCUCGAAGCCUACAGCCUAAUGGUUUUGCUGACUUGAGUGCUCAAGAUAUUGACGAUGAUGUCGAAAAUGAAGUACUUGAUGAUUACUCAGAAGAGGAUCUUAUUGGCCCUCUGGAUGGCUCUUUCGAAUCAUUAGUCCAUCAUGCGAAGCCGGUAAGUAUUGCUGAAGACGAAAAGUAUAUUAGUGGUGAUGUUAUUGCCGAAACACAAACCAUUUCCACUGUAGCUUCGAAUAUUCCGGAAAGUAUUGAAGCAGAUGAUGGAGUUUGGGAAAGAUACAGUAGUGCAACGAAUUUUUUCAAUAAUGCUGAUGAACUACAUGAUGGAAAGAUUGUUGAUGAUGAUGAAGAGGGCAAUGAUCGCGAUGCCUUAUAUGGUGUUAAAAAUGUCAGUACACAUUCUGAUAGCAGUCGAUCUCUUAUUUUGACGCCGACAGAUAGUCGGCCUUACGUCGAUAUGGGAAUGAAUCUAAGCAACUCUUCUCCUCAUCGUGACUUUGAUCUGGGUGAUGAGCUUGAAAAUAACGUAACUGCUGUUUUGCCUGAAACUUCUAGUUCUAGGAGUCUUGAAGAUCUCUAUCCUACACAUAGCAGUGAUGGGGGUAAUGAAGACGACGACGACGAUGACGCUGAUGAUGAUGUUGAAAACGACGAUGAUGAAAACAAUGAUCAGAACGAUGAUGAUAAUUAUGAUCGCUUCGAAGGAUAUGAUAGCCAAGAUAAUGAUAAUAUGAGCUACAUUGUGGAUGAUGAACGCAAUCACAUGGAUAUCGGCAACUACACUUCCGGUGAAGACAGUUUCAAGCAGCAGCAAUACAGUAUGAAGAAUAAGGCUGUUGAAACUAAUGACUUGACCCCAACUGACUUUUCCAAAGGCGCAGUUGCUUCAGGUGAGAGCUCUUCGGAAGAAAACGAUGAUGAUGACGAUGGUGUGUUAGAGUUUUCUCCGAGAUCUCCUCGGUCACCUCGGAGUGUUGAUUCUAUCGAAGAGAUGGCUCAGACCCCAGAAAUUUUCAGACACAACUCGAUGUGUUCUAAAAGCUUGCUAGAAAAAGCAAGUGGUAUCAAUCUGACAGGAACUCCGACUGGUCUUGGAAUAGGUCCACGUCAGCACUUGGUCAUUACCAACCAAGAACAAAGGUCGCUGGACGAGAAUAGUUUGAGUAACAGAAAUAGCGAUGAGAUUGAAAGAGCCCCGAUUCCUGAUCUUGAGUCCAACUUCUCCUACGAAUCACGUCCACACAAUCUCCCAGAGGACGAUCCAGAAAAUGAUAACGACAAUCAUCAGAUUAUCUAUGACCGUCGAGAAGAGCCAACAGUGAUGCCAAUUCAGCAUUCGCUAGUCGUGACGCCCGCCGCUCCUGUGAUAGGUACUUCUUCAACCCUGAAAAAGAGAAGACCUCCACCGAGUUACCCGUCGACUGGAAGGAGAGGCCGUGGACUGUCUGAAACGACAGCCAACCCUGAGCUGUUUGCUAAUGGGAUUGCCCAGCAGCCCAAGCCUCAAAGCAACGAUAAUGAGAGUAGCGAGGCUAUCAGCAGAGGGUUCAUCACUGUGGCUAAGGAUCAGGCUGAGACAUCCGUCGCUGAGGGCGGCAAAGCUCCUGUGAUUCCAGAACAAGAAGAAGUCAACGAAGAACUUGAGAGCCGGAAAGGUGAAAAGUGUAUUUACAUCGAGAACCUGAGACUGAGGAGUAAGAAGACUGCCAUCAACACUAAACCAUCCGUCCAGGUUCUUCCUCUUGCUAUCCGGCAGAACGGCACAAUUUCUCAUAAGAAAAUCCCUUCGCAGCAGUUGACGCAUUCUUUUAAGUCGAACAAGCAUAUGAUGGCCAAGCCAAAAACACGGAUGCUUGCCAGCGAAAUAAACGACGGAGAGUUGCCUGACGCUACAUUGAUCCACAGGGGUCAGAAAACGAAGGUGCCAAUCCAUCCGGACGCCGCUGUCAUUUCAGCCUCAGAGCAAUUCAGCAAGCUGGCAAAGCAACAGGCUGGCACUAGCAGUGGUGGUGGUGGCGAUUUGGGCCGCUUCAACAGUGUUUUGAGUGUCCGUCCUCACUACGGGAACGGGAUGCGGUUGUUCAUCACGAACCCUGAUAGUGACGACGAAUAGUCCGUCUUGUGCUGACCAAGAUCACCCACCGCUUUUAUUCUACAUCGUAUAAUUUUGACCUUGUAACUUUGUACCUCGUAACUCUUACUUCUAAUAUCAUAUCUUCAAUAGCUUAUUCAAGUCUAUUAUUACUGUCUCGAAUGGACCAGAUCUGCGUAUAACCGCGCCACGCUACAUUGC
This is a messenger RNA of Pichia membranifaciens NRRL Y-2026, 3972 nucleotides long. RefSeq lists its product as hypothetical. Lineage: Eukaryota; Fungi; Ascomycota; Pichiomycetes; Pichiales; Pichiaceae. The coding region runs from base 49 to 3792 and encodes 1247 amino acids. The transcript has a single exon. The record is from RefSeq and is a predicted model, not a curated record.